Molecule: messenger RNA, 3123 nt
Organism: Musca domestica (house fly)
Lineage: Eukaryota; Metazoa; Arthropoda; Insecta; Diptera; Muscidae
Product: GATOR complex protein MIOS
Exons: 11
Coding region: 182-2770 (862 amino acids)
Biological process (GO): positive regulation of TORC1 signaling; cellular response to amino acid starvation
Cellular component (GO): cytoplasm
Molecular function (GO): protein binding
Source: RefSeq, a predicted model, not a curated record
GAUUAAUCAUUUCGCAAUUGGUUCUUGACAACUAUUGCGUAAAUUGCAUUGUUCUGCCUUUUGUAAAGGCAGUGUAAGUCAUCAGUCGGCGAAAUUUGGUUGUGGCUGCCGCAGUCGAGAAAAUCAAUUGGCUUCGUUGUCUGCUUUAGAUUGUUUGUUUUUUGGAACGGAAAAGAUAACGAUGAACAUGAGCGGUGGAAACAUCCAUGGUUUGAGCUGGUUUCCAAAUAUUCCCGACAAAUUUGUAACAUGGGGUGGACAGGAAAUCAAAUUAUAUGUGGUAGGACGGAAUAAAGUCGAGUCUGAAGCUAGCGCCCGUUUGCCAAACAUUCCUGCCAAUUUGGAGGCUAUCGAAAACCACUACGAAUACGCUCGAUGUGUCCAACCAUCAUUUCACAAAAAUCGUCCAAUAAUUGCUGUUGGUUUGGGAAAUGGCAAAGUUGGUAUCAGCGACUUCCAUGGAGUUAUGGAAAAAGAUCCUGAAUACACUCCCCGUCAGCAACGAAUGUGCCUCUGUUUGGCUUGGAGUGAGAAUAAUCCUAACAUGUUAGCUAUUGGCCAUGAUCGUCAUCGCUCUGAUUCCUGCAUUACAAUUUGGGACACAGAACGGGGACCACCAAAGGAGAGUGAAUCAAGUUUCUUCGGAGUAUCUGAAUCGGCUCAUUCAUUAUGCUGGGAUAAAAAUCAUCAAAUUCUCAUAGCUGGAAUGAACCAGAAGCAAAUAAAACUCUACGAUCUAAGACAAAGCACUACCACCUGUCAGUCCAUACAGACCAAAACUGUUUACGGUUUAGGAGUAGCACCGAAUGGCAAUUACCUAUGUAGUUUCUUUGAUUCGGUGAUAAUGCUGUGGGAUCUGCGUGCUAUCGAUCGGCCCUUGUUGCAAAUACAAUCGGCUAAGAAUCACCUACACUUAAGUUGGUGUCCAACAAGAUCCAGUUUGUUGUCGUCGCUACAACGAGAAUCGCCGUACAUAACUCUAUAUGAUAUACGUUGUGUGGAUGUGGAAAAGAGCCGUGAAGUUUACCACGUUAAGAAACAAUUGUUGCCAUUUCAUACGAAACACCACGCCUCCCAUAAGGGAUAUACUCUUGCUGCAUUGUCAUGGCAUCAUAUGGAUUUCGAGAGAGCUCUCUUGCUUUCCGAGACUGGAAGCAUUAUGGAUUUUCAUUUGCCGUUAUCUAUAUUAACGGCCUAUAGUAAUCACAAGAAACUGCCACUGUUGCUACAAAAGCCCCUAUCAGCUCCGAAUACGCCAGUACAUAGCAGCCAAACUAGUCAAACCAGCUCAUCCGAAUUGAGCAAUGCCAAAUCCCCAUUGAAUUUCGAUGUUGUCGACAAAGAUCUUCAAGAAGAGGACCUGGUUGAAUGGACCAGAGAGAGGGCGUUGUGUGAUUACGGUCUGAAAAUGGCUGGCAAACGUUUGAAUGGAGAGUUUCACUUGACAUCUUACCUUAAGACAGUUUGGUUAAGCUUGGCAAACGUUUAUCGCAGCGAAGAGAAGUUAAUCGGUUUGAAAACUGUUUUAGGUAUCGGUCUGAGUCAUACUUCCGAGGCAUUUAUGAAUACAUCAAGAAUAGAGUCUCACGUUCUACAAUGGCCAGACUUUAUAAACAAUGCAUGUAAUUUAGUGUGCUAUAGGAGCGACCAACGCGAUACCGCAUUAAAGCUGUGUGGAUGGCCAUCAGAACAGGAAUUGGAUCGUUUUGUGAAUACCUUGUGCGAAAACAAGGAAUUCAGUCGGGCAGCAAUGAUUUAUGUUUUUCACUUGAAAGUUCUGGCUGCUUGUGACAUUCUAUCCAAAGCUGUCGAUCAGUCUCGCGAUCCGAGUAUGUUCCGUAUUGCUGCCAUAGCUCUUUCUUGUUUCAAUGCCGAUCGUACCAGCACUGCUUGGCGGAAUCAACGAUCACUAGCUAACAAACAAAUCAAAGAUCCCCAUCUUAGAGCCAUUUUUUCAUUUCUUGUUGCAGACAAUGACAACUUUGACUCCGUUUUGGCGGAAGAAAAAGAAGGCAUCUCCUUAGCUGAUCGUAUGGCAUUCGCAUGUAAAUAUUUAUCGGAGUCAAAAUUGGCGGAAUAUGUCAAACUGCAAAUUCAAAGAUCCGUAGAAAAAGGAGACCUUAAUGGCUUGUUACUUACUGGAGAGUCCCAGGAGGGCAUAAAUAUUUUGCAGUCAUACAUGGAUUCUACAUUCGAUAUACAAACAGUGGCACUUAUUGCCAUAAAUUAUUUCCAUCGCGAACUCUUUAACGAUUUUAGAAUACAAUAUUGGAUAACAAGCUACAUGGAUUGCCUAAAUUCGUGGGGAUUUUGGGAGAAAAGAGCCGAGUUGGAAAUAAAAAUUGCAAAUUUACGAUCUUCCAUUCGCAGUCCACGCACCGUUUAUUUAUCUUGUAAUUUUUGUGGAAAAUCGGUUUCAAAUGCCUUACAGGAAGAUGCUCGUAUGCGCAAUGUUUCCUCUAAUGUAAAUAAGCUUUCGUCCUGCCCAAGUUGUCGCAAACCACUGCCCCGUUGUUCCCUGUGUUUAUUGCAUAUGGGUACUACGCUAAAUGCCUAUACAGCCGGUGAGGGGGGAAACGAAAGUCAAGGAGUCCCGUCGAAACCAUUCUCCAAAUGGUUUUCAUGGUGUCAAACUUGUCGUCACGGCGGUCAUACUGAACACUUGAUGCAAUGGUUCAAACAAAAUGCCGAGUGUCCCGUAUCAUCAUGUUCCUGUCGAUGUUUCGAUAUGGAUGUGACAAAUCCUAUAGCUUCAACAGAUCUCUCAUAAACUCAAUAGAUCUCUCAUAACACCGUAUCAUCAUGUUCCUGUCGAUAUUUCGAUAUGGAUGUGACAACACCUGCAGCCUCAAUAGAUCUUUCAUAAACCUAAAAGACUUGUUAUUGCACCUUAAUGCUGGUAUCUAAACUUUUUUCCAGCUUUACACUACAAUCGAAAUGUAGAAAAACAUGCCGAUUUUAUGUUACGCCAUUAAUGAAAUACAAAAGACUUAAAGAGCCAAUUCAUCCUACAAUUUUGAUGAACCUUCGGAAAUAAACGUCGAAAAUGGUAAUGACUAAAUCCUAAAAUAUAUAUAAAUUUUAAGUUCAUAUUGUUUUGUAUGCUUUAGUAUAUCGAUAAAG